Messenger RNA from Ruditapes philippinarum (Manila clam), 1687 nucleotides. RefSeq names its product fibrinogen beta chain-like. The transcript has 12 exons. Lineage: Eukaryota; Metazoa; Mollusca; Bivalvia; Venerida; Veneridae. Gene Ontology annotation, molecular function: calcium ion binding. The record is from RefSeq and is a predicted model, not a curated record. Bases 112 to 1557 code for a protein of 481 amino acids.
UUAGAUAAACUGAAUAUAUAGUAACUGACCGAUUUUCUUUUUCCUUAUCGACACAGCUAAAAUAAUGUGAUAUUUUCAUUCCUCUCCGCUCAGUGUGUAUCAAUACAUUAAAUGAAUAGAAUGGCCUCGAAGAUUCUGCUUCUGCUUCUCGCAGCAGCAUUACCAACAGCACAGGGCCUCACAUGUUUACAAUGUAGGGGUGUUUCACAGCCAAGGCACUGCAACAUCGUGGAUGAAUGUUACCCAGGAGAGGUUUGUGGUGUAGAAAGGAUCAACAACCACCUUGGGCAAACAGUGUAUGAUGUUGGAUGCAUACAUCAAUCGAAAUGCUACAACAGUUCUAUGAACCAACAAAGUUCCAUCAGUAACGAGUGUAAGGAAUGCUGUAACACUGACAUCUGUAAUUCUCAAGGCUGUGGUACACCUGGUUAUCCACAAAACAGAGGUCCAAUUUGUCACUUCUGUCCAUUUCAUACGAGUAUUAAUAUGUGUAAUGAAAUCGCUUUCUGUGAAGUGGGCGAAGUAUGCAAGUAUUCUGUUUUAAAAGAGUUCGGGGAUACCAUUUACUCUAGUGAAUGCUCUAACAAACACGUAUGUCAAAACAGUAUCAACCAUGGAAAUGUAAUUGUUGGUCGAGAUAUCGAAAACUCUCGCUCUAUCAUACACGACUACUCUUUGAGAAACGACCGUUCUUUGACCGAGCAUAUUUGCAGCGGAUGUUGUGAUGUUGACUUAUGUUUUAAAGGUUGUAAUGAAACAAACGUCUCCAUUAAAAAUCAUUGUUCUUCAAGUCCAUGUUUACAUGGGCAGUGCCAGAACACACCAGCAGGAUUCACAUGCAAAUGCAAUUCUCCAUACGUCGGCUUGACAUGCAACAGUCGUGGAGCUACUGAUUGUUAUGAUAUUUACAAGAAUGACAAGGAUUCAAAGUCUGGGGUAUACAACAUUAUGCUGUGGAGGUCUAAUGAAACUAUAAAUGUUUACUGCGAUAUGGAUACUUCUCCUCCUGGAUGGACGGUAUUCCAGAAUAGAUUUGAUGGAUCUGUUGACUUUUACCGCAGCUUUUCAGCAUACAUGCAUGGUUUUGGAAACAUAGACGGGGAAUAUUGGCUUGGACUGCGUUUUAUCGAAGAAAUGACGAGACAAUAUGAGAGUGUGCUUAGGAUUGACCUUCUUUCUGCAAAUCAUUCGCACGUGCAUGAAAUAUUUCAAAACUUCAGCUUGUCGAACUAUCCGAAUUUCAGAUUGUAUCUCGGAAACCAAACCGUUGAAGGAAUACCAGAUAACAAAAAAGGAUUCAUUGAUCUAAACGGACAGGGCUUUACCACAUAUGACCACGACGUUGAUAGAAUUCGUGGUGAAAAUUGCGCAAUAUUGACUCAUGGUGGGUGGUGGUACCAACAGUGCACAACGGCAAACUUGAACGGUCAGUAUGUUAACCCACCAGGAUCCAUUUCCUCUAUAAACGGCGGCUCUGGAGGCUUCAUUUACUUUGACUGGCAAGGUGUAAACACUCUUAAAGCUUCUAAGAUGAUGUUCAGGAAACAGUACCAAUAAAACACUCCCGUAAAAUUAUCCUCGUUUCCUUUUCCCUCUUAUAUAAACAUUAUAUUAAGAUUAAAGAUAGUUCAAAUAUAAACCGACUGUCUAAGCCUAAAUUUAUUUCACUUUAUUUUUGUUUUGGAAG